AUGUCCGGAUCACGCGAGUCGAGUAGAACACCGACAUCACGGCCAGGUUCUGCUGCUGUCCCUCACUCCAACGGAUACCACGCCCCAUCACACGAUGCCACAUCUUCACCUAUGCUGACGGACCUCACGCCCCUGCCAGUGCAGCGGAAUAAGCUUGUGAAGCGAAGCUCUUCCCUCCGCUCCACGGCCGGGUCACUGUCUUCGCCAUCCGGUUCCCGACUACCGCUGCCGGUGUUCAAAAGACCUGCUACCAGUCACCAGCGUGCUGCUACACUGCAAGAUGUGCAAGCUGAAGCAAAUCAUGAGCAGCAUACUCCGGCUUCAUCUGACGCACGUGACCCGGAGUGGGAGCAGUAUUUCACGCCAAAGAUAGCACGAGACGACGAUGGAUAUGAACGCAGACGCAGCCCGACUGGCAUUCCAAACCCAAUCAGGCGUAUCUACCCCGAUCGCAAAUAUACGCCUGUGCUUGUAUCGGCGAAGGAACUCGUGAGACGUGCCGAUGUAGAGAUGGAUGAUGGCAUUGAUUUUGCAGGCGGAGGUCUUAAGCAAAUUGGCAUGCAACCAAGUGUUGCUUCCUCGCCUAUACCUAAUCGUCCUGCCCACUUGGAGCCGUCCGCGAUACCAAGACGUUCUUUCUCGAUUGGCGAUUUGCUAUCCACCGGGCCUUCCCAACCGAUAUGGAGACGCCCCAGCUCAAACAAAAGCAAAGGUACUACGACCAGAUUACCUCGAAAAGCUCGUGCUCGCGUUGUGUCCGCGCCGCAGUCAUCGAUGGGAAGCUCGCUCAGUAGCACUGAAAGGCCCGCGAAGCGGCGGGACAUUACCGACCCAUCUGCUGGUCACCGGAGCAUAUAUUCAUCGUCAAGCAGCGCUCAUCCGACGGAGUCUAAGCAACAAGAAAUACAGCUAGAUCUCGGCUCUGGCACACCUCAUUCCCUGCAGUUUGGUUUUCCUGACUCGCCUACAUUUGGCCCACUCUCUGCAAUCCCCACGCCAUCACCACUGGAGCAACGCAUUCUACCCCAAGCUACAUCUGAGUCAGCUACGGCGCGACACGUGCGGACCUCAACUGUGCCGUCAGAAUUGACUGCCUCUACUGCCGAAUCCGAUAGCGAGCGAAGGUCAACAGGAGGAUACAGCACCGAUUACCAAAGUGACACUGUCUACGACUCAUUUCCUACGCGUACGACACGAAGCAGUUCUGGUAAGCGUGGUCCGCCGAUAGAUACCAUCUUUGACGAGUCUCCUCCAAGCUUCUCAUCCGGACGAAGCACGAAGCUUCGCGAUCUACUCAACGAUGGGCACUUUCCAGGAAGCGAGCACUCUUCGAGGUAUCGCCACGGCACGAUAGAGGAAGAAGGUAGCGUGCUAAGUACGCCUGUGCGGUCUCUGCACGACAAGAGUGUCACCUCCACGCCCUCCGCAAGGCCUGGUGCUCAACUGAUGUAUGCAUCAUCCCCACCAGUCAGAGAUCUGAUGUCAGACUUGGACGAGCCUGAUUGGGACGCAAUGGAAUCACCACCAAGAAGGGAUCUAGGCUUGGGCAUACAGCCCACGUUCGGCACGCCCAUGAAUAAUCAGCCCCCCUUUAGGAUGGCGCCGUUCCGCUUGAGCGCGCUUGGUCGACCGGGCCCCGGUUCUGUACAAUCCACGCCCAAUAGAUAUAGCAAUGGUGGCAUCGACAAAGCCAAUCUCUUCGACUGGUCUGAACAACAGCCGAGUCCGAGUCAUAGCAAGCAGUCUCCACCUAGACCACGGACAGUGCAUGGUAAGAAAGACAACGAGAGUCGUGGCAGCAGAGCCGCUGGUCGUCGACCUACCAGUGGUAUGCAUGCCAGGAGUCACAGUGUACCAGUCGUGCCCGAUGUGGAUGGCAAGAGAAAUGUAGUUGCUAAUAAGUUUGGGACUUGGGGUAUAGGUAGCAAGGGUCCAACCGAAGACUGGAACGAGGACUUUGACUUCGAGGAAGAACCGCCUCCUUUGCCGGCGGCGGCAGCUGCAAUAUUGGAAGAGAAGCGGAUCGAUAGUGGACAUGAAAUGUUUGUGCCGAAGUCGAUCAGGGAACAGCAGGAUAGCGUGGUCGCAAACAUCAGCCUACUGAGGGAAUGGGGAUUGCUUAUAGAGGAACUGAAAGAUCUACGGGUGCGAGCGGUGGCUCUGAACAUGCUUACGGGACCUCAUGCGAAGGCUUGGCGAGAGGUGGACGCCAUGAUCGAGCUGGCCGACCAAGAGUCCAACGAAGAAACGCUACAGCCGCGGCGUUCGCCUCCAUCGUCACCUGGAUUCGACUCUGAUGCUUUCGAUGAGCCACUGCCAGCAGUUCCCGAAGUGUCCUUGGCACCGCACGACGACCAGAUGUCUGUGAUGUCAAGUACCGAAGACGACGUCCAGCAUCUGUCUGCACGAUUGAGCCCAUCCAACAGCUUGAUUGGUCACCAUACAGCUGCACGGCCACGCAAGGACUCGGAAGCAGUCGCCCGCUCGGUGAUCGAGGCACUGCGCUCGAAACGUAGUGUUUCGGACCCUACAUCACUUAUGCCGGUCGCACCAACAAAGAAAGUGCCAUUCGAUACAGCCACGCUGCGACACAUUGUACCAUACGUCAAUGGAUUAAAACGAAAAGUCAAGGACGCUUUGCGUGAGACCGAGGGAUUGUAUUCCAGCCCACGGCGACGCUCACCACCUGACUACGAUGAUGACACGGAUAUGGAAGAUGCAGUGCACGAUCAUGAGCCUUCCUUUCGCAGCAUAUUCAACGAGCCAGGGCCAAACAGCCCCACGAGGAGACGCUCGAGACGGGAAGAAGCAGCUACCGAUAAUGAUGGAUGGGACGAAGCAUUCGAAGAUCCACGCAUAAACCUUGCAGCUCGAAUCCAGCGCAUGACACUACCACCUUCAUGA
Molecule: messenger RNA, 2904 nt
Organism: Recurvomyces mirabilis
Lineage: Eukaryota; Fungi; Ascomycota; Dothideomycetes; Mycosphaerellales; Teratosphaeriaceae
Exons: 1
Coding region: 1-2904 (967 amino acids)
Biological process (GO): regulation of mitotic cytokinesis
Molecular function (GO): GTPase activator activity
Source: RefSeq, a predicted model, not a curated record